CCUACGAGGUAUCGUACGUUACGUACUACUAACAACAUUAAAAAUUAUUUUUCUUCAAUUUCACAAUCUCUUCGUCGUAUCGAAUACAAUCAUGAAAGAGGUAAUGAAUAGGUCCGCUUAUUUUCUUGCUGCAAGUGUUUUCUUGUCAUCAGCGAGAACCCAUGCAUUUCAGGGCCAAAAAAGUCUUUUCACAACAUCGCAUCAAAAGCCUUCGCCGAAUCCGAAGAAACAGCGAAUUUUGCAACAACCGCUCUUUUCGACAGUCGAAAAUGACACUUCAACACCCACCUCCACUACGGAAGCAACACCGGAUGCCGAUUUGGACAAGAGAUUUUGGGAGAUAGGACCGACCCUCAACAACCCAAACCAACCACCUCUGUCUUCCGAACUCUUGGAAGCGCUUGAAAACGGAACGCAUCCUACCGAAGACCAAAGCGAUCUUGGAAGGGGGGUGUUCCUGACGAGAGACUGGAGAAAAGCAUGGCACACAUACCAGAGCCCGCCGGACUUCCCUUCGCUCAUCGAUCCCAAGACCGGUUAUGCCGAGUAUAAAAUCGACGAAAAUACGAUGAUCGAGGGCACCAUACCCGAGGACUUAGUAGGAUGCCUCUACCGAAAUGGCCCAGGAAAAUUUGGCGUUGGGGGGGAGAGAGUCCAACACGCUCUCGAUGCUGAUGGUCUCGUCAUCCAGGUCACCUUCCCACCCAGAGACGAAGCUGGGAAUCGAAACUUCAAGUUCUUGUCCAGGUUUGUCGAGACGGACCAAAUGAAAGCGGAAGAAGAAAAGAAAGCAUUUUUGUACCGAGGUACCUUUGGAACCGGACCGACAGGAUAUGCAGAACCCCCACGAAAAGGGCUGAACGAGGAUCCCUGGGAAGUACCACUGCUCAGCAAAAUUGCUGGAAAUGUGUUUAAAACAGACAUUAAAAAUUCGGCCAACACACAAGUUAUUUCCUUUGGAGGAAAGGUACUGGCCUUGUUCGAGGCCGGUUUGCCACAUCGACUGGAUCCCAACACGCUAAAAAACAUGGGGGAAGACACCCUGGGGGGCGUUUUGAAAAAAGGCACGCCCGUAAAACUUGGACCGAGCGUUCCCGAGGAAUUCACUCCCGAUUUUAUUGGGGGCUCCGCACACACAGCCCACCCGAAUAUAUGUCCGAACACAGGAAACCUGGUAGGGUGGCACUGGUCCCAGCUGCCGGCCGAAAAAUCCCUCGAGGCCACUAUUACGGAAUGGUCUCCCGACGAUUUCAGCCCCGUGGCCUCCAAAACAUUUGUGUUGAAAAAUUGCGAGUUGGCACCCCACGACAUGGCCCUUACCAAGCACUGCGUCAUUCUCAAAGUCAAUUCACUGAAAAUGAACUCUGCGAAGUUCCUAUCGGGUAUUGAAGGGCCGGCUGCAAGCCUCGAAAUGGAUGGACGAUCGAACGUCGUCGUGCACGUCAUGCCACGGCCCACGAAUGCGGCCGAAAAGCAGUUCGAACCGUACGUAGUGGAGGUCCCAGCUUGUUUCUCGAUUCACUUUUCCCACGCAUACGAAGACGAAACCACCGGGUACAUUCGCAUGUUCUUUUCGGGCUGGCCACCUUCCGACGAGAAGGAUUUCCUGGGUGCCUGGGGAGGCUUUGCUCCAGAAUUCAAUCGAAUCCCGAAGACUUGUUUGUGGGAACUCGUAAUCGAUCCUGUGACGAAGAAAUGUGUCAAGCACGGCAUUGCACCCGGAGCCGCGAAUGCCUGCGCGGAACACCCAUUAGUGCAUCCGAAUUUUGCGACCAAACGAGCCAAGUACGUCUACGCUGCGGGUAGUAACGUGGUCGGCGACUCGAGUGCACCGUGCGGUUUCGUGAAAAUCAACGUCGAAGAAGGGGACGAAGAAACGUUGCCAGAGGGCACCAAGAACGAGGCCAUUGAUGCGUGGUGGUUUGGCACGCGAGCUUCCGCGGGGGAGCCGCUAAUCGUGCCGAAAGAAGGCGGUGACCCUAACGACGAAACCUCAGCCUACCUACUAGGAAUGGUCUAUGAUGCGGUCAUCGACAAGACGGGUGUCGCAAUAUUCGAUCUACAAAGAGAGCUGAAAGAAGGACCAGUGGCGACCUUGUGGCUGAAAUCGGCGAUUCCCCAUGGGCUGCACGGCUGCUUUGCAAAAGAUGCUACGGGUUCGUCAUCUGUGUUCUGCUAGCUUGUUUUGGUUAAACGCCUUGCAAAAAUACUAGUAGUAUAGUUCAAAUGAUAUAAUUGAUUCCAUCUGCUAUAUGUCAGGUUAUAUGAUGUUUGCCACUUUGAAGAUAUUCAUCUAGGGAGACAUUACGAUAGCAUGAUGCAAUUUCUUGUAGAAUCGCGAAAUUACAUUUGAUGAAGUAGAGAGAUACCAUCGUGUUCGUGAUACGAAAUCCUGUCACAGUUCCAAGACGAUGGUUGAAAAUACGGUAAGCUUGUUGAGUCAAAUAAAGUAUUCACUAUCUU
Messenger RNA from Pseudo-nitzschia multistriata, 2463 nucleotides. NCBI's taxonomy places the organism in Eukaryota, Bacillariophyta, Bacillariophyceae, Bacillariales, Bacillariaceae. The record is from the annotation of a GenBank genome assembly.